AAAUCCAGUUGGAUUUGUCCUUGCUAGCAUACUUUUUUCCCUAUGCAUAUAACAGCGUUUCCUUUAUCUUUAUAGAUCCGUUUUUCUCAAUCUAAUCAUUGGAUCUCAGUUUUCACAAUGGAAGCGGAAGAUGAUCUGGACAUUCUGACAGCGUUGUUGGCUGAGAACGAGGCUGAGGAACAAGAGGAGCAGGAGACUAAGGACGACCUAGAUGACCUGUUCGACAAUGACGAUGAUGAUGAAGAGUACACAGAGGGAGCCGAGGAAGACUCUGCAGCAGCCGCUGCUCUUUUCGGUGACGUCGACGACAUUGAGGAAGAGGAGGAGGACGAGGGAGAGGAGGACAAGAAAGAAAAGAACAGGACGUCUAACGGUCAAACUAGCGACAACCUCAACAAGUCCAAGGAAGAUCUAGAAGAUGAGUUGAAGCGCAUGCAGGAGAAGAUGCAGAGGUUGCAGCAGCAGCUGGAGGCUUCUCAGAAGAGUUCUGAAGUUCGCUCCAACCCGGUCCGAACCCCAGGUUCAAAACCCGUCGCUACACCCCGGGACCGACCACAGACCCCCCCCACACUGAAGACCACUCCCCACGCAGCAGGAAAGACCUCGUCUGGUCCAGGAAGAGGAAAGUCGAACAAACAGGCCCCUCCUGGUCCAGGAAGAGGAAAGCCGAACAAACAGGCCCCUCCUGGAGCAGGGAGAGAGGAGAGUUCCAGGUUACAGGAGUCCUCCGACUUUUCCUCCCAGCUGAGCAACGCAGACAUGUUCAAGCCCAAAGGCCAGCGCACAGCCCAUCAGACCGGAGCCAGCACUUCCACAGCUUCUUCGGUAGACCGAGUGCCAUUGGUUGAGAUAAAGAUGGGCAGCACGUUCCUGCCAGUGGAAACCAGCAGUAAGGUCAACAAAGCGUCUCGUUCCCUGCCAACCUCCCAGACAAAGAUGGCCGCUGCCUCGUCCACAGCUCGACAGACGCAGUCUCUACCCGCUCUUCCGAAAGAUGUGGCCAUUGAGAAGUACUCUGGACUGCGGCUGAGGCGGCCGCGGGUGUCAUCUACUGAAAUGGAUCGCAAGAUGGCCGACCGCAGGUUGAUCCGUCUUUCCCAGCUGCCUGAGCGUGUGGGCAGGGAGAAGCUGGAGGAGAGCGACUGGGUCACCUUUGCUGUGCUGGUCAACAAGGCCACUCCUCAGAGCAACAGCAGUGGGAAGACCUUCAGCAUCUGGAAGCUGACCGACCUCCACAACCUGGAAGUGUUUGUGUCCCUCUUCCUGUUUGGAGACGUGCACAAGGAGCACUGGAAGACUGAGCCCGGCACUGUGAUCGGCAUCCUCAACCCCAACCUCAUGAAGCCCAAGGAAGGCUACGACGGGGUCAGUCUGUCUAUCGACCACCCCCAGAAGGUGAUGCUGUUGGGGGAGGCUCAAGACUAUGGGACCUGCCAGGCCAUGAAGAAGAAUGGUGACCCCUGCUCUCAGAUUGUCAACAUGUAUGAGUGCCAGUACUGCCAGUACCACGUCAAGGCCCAGUACAAAAAGAUGAGUUCCCAGAGGGCCGAGCUGCAGUCCAGCUACUCCGGGAAGGUUCUGGGGAAGGUCAAAGGUCGGGGCAACAGCCUGAAAGAGCGACUGUGUCAGACAGGCUUCCAUUACGGGGGGGUGUCCUCUGCUGCCUGCGCCGCAUCACUGUCGGCCUCGCACCCUAAGAAGCCCACCCAGACCACCCUGAGCAGCUUGUUCAUCAAGGGCUCCGACCAGCUGGCCAGCCAGGCCAAGAAGCUGGCGCUGAGCUCUAACAAGGUGUCGGGAUGCUCAGAUGACUUCAAAAGCCUUCUGUCUCAGCCCACCUCUGGAGCCCUGCAGCUGAAGAAGCACCUGACCCACACAGCCAAGCACCCUGCAGGCCCCCAGGGUUCUGUUGGAGGAGGGCUCCAGUCCAUCUCGGCCUCUGAGCUCCUGAAGCAGCAGAAACAGCAGCAGCAGCAGCUGUUAGAGAGCCGCAAGCGGCGGGCGGAGGAGAUCCAGAAGAGGGUCCUCCAGAACUCAGGGGCCUCUCCCCCCGGGAGGCCUGCUCCCCCGGGCGGGCCCGCCCGCAGGCCCCUGCUCUCCCCCAGAGCUGCCUCCGAGGUCCCCCGGGCCCCCCAGAGCCCAGCCACCCCCACCCUGGGAAGAGGCUUCACAGACGGAGAUGACAUCCUGUUCUACGACCACACCCCUCCACCUCCACCUUCUUCCCUCAGCCUAUCAGCUGCCAAGUUGGCUGCUCUUAAGAAGCUAAGGGCGAAAGGGGAGGGGUUAGCAAAGGAAGACCCCAACGCCGUGAAGAGGAAGAGGAGUGGUGACAUCAUCAGCGCCAGGGUGGAGAGCAACCUCACCUUGCCUGACGAGGACAAGCCAGGCCCGGAGGGGGAGGAGCCAGCCCAGAAGAAGAGGCGGGAGAACCUGGAUUACAUCCAAUCAGAGGAGUUCCAGAAGAUCCUCAAUGCCAAGUCCCGCCAUGGGGCGGAGCUACAGGCCGCUGAGUACCAGCUGCAGGAGCGAUACUUCGACCCCCUGGUGAAGAAGGAACAGCUGGAGGAGAAGAUGAGGAACAUCAGGGAGAUGAAGUGCAGAGCCGUCACCUGCAGGAACUGUAAGUACACGUACUUCAAGCCAGCAGACAGGUGCAAGGAGCAGAACCACCAGCUCCAGUGGCACGACGCCCUCAAGCGCUUCUUCAAGUGUCCCUGUGGACAGAGGGCCAUCGCCCUGGACCGACUGCCCAACAAACACUGCAGCAACUGUGGCUUGUUCAAGUGGGAGAGAGAUGGCAUGCUGAAGGAGAAGGCUGGGCCUAAGAUAGCAGGAGAGCUCCUGCAGCCUCGAGGAGAGGAGCAGGCCAAGUUCCUCAGCAGCAUGAUGUAAACAACUUCAUCAUCUCAGCAGCAUGAUGUAAACACCAUCAUCAUCUUCAGCUGCAGUUGUUGGUAGUGUCAACGGUUUUUAUUUUAUUUGAAGGGAGAGGUGGAUUAUGGACUUUUAAUUCUUGUGUUUUUACUGAAAUGUGAAUGGAUGGUGGUUUGUAAAGUUGGUCAUUAUGGACUACCAGCGGCACAGGCUGGGAUUAUUAAAUCGUGUUU
Osmerus eperlanus (European smelt) is the source of this 3110-nucleotide messenger RNA. It is a transcript of the gene mcm10, whose product is annotated as minichromosome maintenance 10 replication initiation factor. The coding region runs from base 118 to 2895 and encodes 925 amino acids. The transcript has 19 exons. Gene Ontology annotation, cellular component: nuclear replication fork; nucleus. The record is from RefSeq and is a predicted model, not a curated record. Gene Ontology annotation, molecular function: DNA replication origin binding; single-stranded DNA binding. Gene Ontology annotation, biological process: DNA replication initiation; DNA replication. NCBI's taxonomy places the organism in Eukaryota, Metazoa, Chordata, Actinopteri, Osmeriformes, Osmeridae.